GUUACUAGGAUCCAUCAAGAGCUGAGACACAUGCAGGUUACCUUAUCGCUUUAGACAGCUAUUCCACGAAUGUUAAAGCAGUUCAAGCAGUUUGCUCGAUUAGCUUACAGUAAAGAACGAUGCUGUUCAAGACCAUUUGUUUUCGAUUAAUGCACAGAUACAGUGGAGUGUCAAAACAUACAAGUGUUGUAAGGUUGUCGUCGAGUGCAGCAGAGGGCGCUGUUGCUCCUCCGGCAAACUGUAGGAUCACAGCAGAGCAGGCAGUCGGACUGUGGGCUCAACACUUCACACUGCACGGCAUCUCCGAGCCUCAUCUGUCUAGUCAAUAUAUAAUAUCUCAUGUACUUGGCCAAAAAACUCUGGAAUGUGUGCCGAGGAAAAGGCUGAGAGACACCCUGACUGACAGGGAAAUAGAAAGAGUGUGGAAAUUAUGCUCCAAACGCCUAUCAAGGAUGCCUGUACAGUAUGUGAUUGAGGAAUGGGACUUCAGAGACCUGACCCUGAAGAUGAAGCGUCCCGUGUUCAUACCCCGUCCUGAAACAGAGGAGCUGGUUAGUCUGGUUCUAGAGGACCUCCGGUUGAUACAGGGGGAAUCGCACAGGACUGAUUUACGAGGUCUGGAGGUGGGCUGUGGAUCUGGAGCCAUCUCUCUUAGUUUACUACACAGCAUUCCACAGCUUAGGGUAUUUGCUUUGGAUCAAAGCCAGACAGCAGUAUGUCUUACAACGGAAAAUGCAAACAGACUGGGUCUACAGGACAGACUAGAUAUUCACCAUUUAGAUGUGAUUAAGGAUGCAGAUGCGAUACUGAGAGAAUGUGACCCGGUUGACUUUAUAGUGAGCAACCCUCCCUACUUGCUCAGUCAGGACAUGAAGACUUUACAAACAGAGAUACUCAGGUUUGAAGACCAUGCCGCAUUGGACGGGGGUUUGGACGGGCUGUCUGUGAUUCGCCCAGUUUUGGGUCUGGGCUCUAAGCUCUUAACAAAGCAAGGACGGGUUUACCUCGAGGUUGCUCCAUGCCAUCCUCCAGUCAUUCAGCAGCUGAUAGAGGAAAUGAUGCCGGGGUUGCUUUAUCUGGAAACCCAUUGUGACCUCACCAACAGGCCACGAUUUUGCAUUUUACAGAAGAAAGGAGAGGAUGACUGAAACAAAGGACAGAGGAAAAAUACAUUAGGAAAGACAAGUCAGGAAGAUGAUCUUGGCUGGUAUGACACCACCAUACUAAGUAGAGCUAGAGUCUUUACCAUGAGCAAUUGCCCAUUUAAAAUGCCUUCAGUCAAAUUGCAGGUGGCACACUGCCAGUCUCCUCGCCUGUUCCCAGCAUGCACUGAGUUAAAAACCUGCCAAUCCUACCAAGAAGCUCCUUCGUGAAAUUUGCCGACCAAGGGUUUCUAUUUGUCUUGUGCUGUAACCUUCUGUUGUUAUAUCUUUUAUAUUCGCUUUCCUUUUAAUUGGUAAGCAUGUGUGUGUGUGUGGCUGUGGUUUGUUGUGGUAAGAUUGCAUUGAUUGUGAGUUUGUGCUCUGUGUGCAAGUGUCAGGGUGCAGUAGGCUGAAGGUAAUUAUUGAGGCCUUUUCUAAGAACUCCCCCUCCCAACCCUGCGCUAGUCACUCCCUGGAAGUAAUGCACUCAUUCUGCGAAACAGCUGGCCCGUUGCCGCUAACUCGCUCGCUCUGCUAGCCCACAAAGACAGACAGACAAACCAGACAUGCUCCACUACCACAAUGUAUACACCAAAUCUGUCUGUUCUCUUUGAAUGAGUGAAACCGAAUUGUACAUGCACUGCCUCCCUUCUCUGUUUUAGUAAUGUGUAUUAAAUUAUUGCGGAGACAUUUUAUAUUUAUUGUUCUUGUAGAGAUGCAAUGCCAUAAUAAAUGAACUAUUUUUAA
Messenger RNA from Rhinichthys klamathensis goyatoka, 1889 nucleotides. It is a transcript of the gene hemk1, whose product is annotated as HemK methyltransferase family member 1. Gene Ontology annotation, molecular function: nucleic acid binding; protein methyltransferase activity. Gene Ontology annotation, cellular component: mitochondrion. NCBI's taxonomy places the organism in Eukaryota, Metazoa, Chordata, Actinopteri, Cypriniformes, Leuciscidae. Gene Ontology annotation, biological process: protein methylation. Bases 120 to 1148 code for a protein of 342 amino acids. The transcript is spliced from 11 exons. The record is from RefSeq and is a predicted model, not a curated record.